Acanthochromis polyacanthus (spiny chromis) is the source of this 2162-nucleotide messenger RNA. RefSeq names its product beta-1,4-galactosyltransferase 1-like. Gene Ontology annotation, biological process: carbohydrate metabolic process; protein N-linked glycosylation. The coding region runs from base 259 to 1347 and encodes 362 amino acids. Gene Ontology annotation, molecular function: beta-N-acetylglucosaminylglycopeptide beta-1,4-galactosyltransferase activity; cytoskeletal protein binding. The record is from RefSeq and is a predicted model, not a curated record. The transcript is spliced from 2 exons. Lineage: Eukaryota; Metazoa; Chordata; Actinopteri; Pomacentridae.
CCUUAAACUGAAUCUCUCCCUACAUUCUCACCUUGAACAUCAAAGAAAUGAUGCAGUCAUAAUUAUUAGGUAUGAGGAACACAGGUAUGAGGCCCAACCUGAUCUGAUUAAGCAACACGAGAUGAUCAACGGAAAUUUAAAAAAACGACCUUGUGACUCUUUUAUUGGAAACACUUUUGACUUGCAAAUAGAAAUACAGGCAGCAGAGCUCUGACUGGGUCAUUGAAUACACAACACUCAAAGUUUAGGACAGCAAAAAUGAGGAGAAAACUCUUCACCUUCCUGACAGCUUUAAUUCUCCUCAGUCUGGUGUUUCUUGCUGAAGUUAUUUUCGACAGCAAAAACAGCUUUUUGACUUCUUUAGCAUUCCCAUAUCCUGUGCCAAAUAGAAAGCACACAUUUUUCUGGAAGGUAAAAGAGACUGAAGACCCACAAGUGACCCAAGGAACGACACAGAUGCAGGACCCAAAAGUCAGCCAAGGAACGACACACACCUCUACGAACAAGACUUUGGGACCCUGUACUGACCCUUCUCCAAAGCUUCUGGGACCUCUCCAAGUGGAGUUUAACUUGAAUCUGACUUUGGAGGAGGUGAGAAAGAAGAUCAGUCGUCCUCUCCAGGAGGGAGGACGGUACAAGCCACCAGACUGUAUCGCAACACAGAAGGUGGCAAUCAUCAUCCCAUUCCGAAAUCGACAUGAGCACCUCAAACACUGGCUGUAUUUUCUCCAUCCUAUGUUGAUGCGGCAGCAGCUGGACUAUGGUGUGUAUGUCAUCAACCAGGAUGGAGUAGGUGUGUUCAACCGGGCCAAACUGAUGAAUGUAGGAUAUGUUGAAGCCCUGAAGCAAUAUGAUUAUGACUGCUUUGUGUUCUCUGAUGUAGACCUGGUUCCCCUAGAUGACCGCAACAUCUACAAAUGUUUUGACAACCCCAGACACUUGUCUGUGGCUAUCGACAAACAUAAUUUUCACUUACCCUACAGAACCUACUACGGUGGAGUCUCUUCACUUUUCAAGGAUCAAUUCUUGAAAAUUAAUGGCUUCCCAAACAAUUACUGGGGCUGGGGUGGUGAGGAUGACGAUAUCUACAAACGAAUCGUCUUCCGUGGGAUGUCCAUUUCUCGGCCUGACUCUAAAAUUGGAAGGUACAAGAUGAUCAAACAUCGCAGAGACUUGCACAAUGAGGCCAAUCCAAAGAAUCAUGGCAUACUGAGACGCACCAAGAGCACCAUGGAUGUAGAUGGGAUUAAUUCCCUGAAUUACACAGUCAAGGAGAUUGUGAAGGAUGCAUUGUACACUUUUAUCACCGUGGAUAUUCAGGCUCCAGCAAACUAUAAAAACAUUUAAAACUACAUUUGGCACUUAAUAAAUUUGAGAGAGACACAACAGACUUUUCGUCAAGCAUGGUACUUGAAUACAAUUUGAAGGUUAGUUGAGGUAUUUAGAGAUAAAAUACAACAUGCUGUCAAAGAUAAAACCAGUGAUGUUUUUUUUUGUUUUGUUUUUUUGUCAUCUGGCAUCAUAUAAGAAAGCAGGAUUACAGUCACACUGAUGGACUGAUUAUGAUGUGAUCGCAGAAGUAUUCAGGUCUGCCACUUUAAGGAGGAACAACACUCCAGAAUGUAUUAAUAGUAAAUAGUCUACACAGGUUGAUGCAAAACAUUAAUUUGUCUGUCUGAAAUCUGACCAUUACUGAUCAAAGUCAAAGUCUAUCUUGAAACCAGUCCCUGUGACUAAAUAGUACAUGAGGUGGUGAAGGGAUUUUAUAUCUUUUACAUUUACUUUUACAGUUAAUUUGCAUCAUUUAGUUCUAUUCAUUCAUGUCAGAUGUCUGACAGAAUUUCAACAUCUUUCAUAUUUUUAUUGUUGUCAUAUGGGUCACACAGGAAAAGUACUAUGACAGUGAGAAACCUGUUAUUAUAUUUGUGGUUGAAAAUAGUUUUUACUUGGCUGUCGACCUACAGUCUGGCCCCUUUGUUGGAGGUGCUUCUAUCCAUCUGCUGAAUCUGUCAGUUACUAUCAAGAUAUAUUUGAAUCCUUUUCCUCGUUCUGUCAUGUCUAUAUGGUCCAUCAUUAAGUGUUGGAAUGGACCGUUUGGUGGUGGAAUGUGUGCAAGUGGUGCUGAAAAUGCUUUUCUUACAUUAAAGUGUACACACACUGUG